Molecule: messenger RNA, 1460 nt
Organism: Maniola jurtina (meadow brown)
Lineage: Eukaryota; Metazoa; Arthropoda; Insecta; Lepidoptera; Nymphalidae
Product: sugar transporter ERD6-like 4
Exons: 4
Coding region: 16-1443 (475 amino acids)
Biological process (GO): transmembrane transport
Cellular component (GO): membrane
Molecular function (GO): transmembrane transporter activity
Source: RefSeq, a predicted model, not a curated record
GGUCAGUUGUAUGAAAUGGCUGCCAAAGCUAGUCAUAGUAAGAUUUUCGUGAUAGUAACAAUGAAUCUCACCGCUAUAUCAUGUGGGUUCACUUAUGGACACAUGAGCGGGUUGGUGCGAGCAUUGCAGCAGCACGAUGAGGGCAUAGUGCUCAACGAAAAUGAGAUAUUUUUGAUAGCAUCCUUUGCACCACUCUCUGGCGCACUCAGCCUCCUGUGCGUUGUCAUAAGUGAUGUCAUCGGAAGAAGAUGGACUUUCAUACUCUUUUCUACACCAUUAGUAUUAAAUUGGAUUAUUCUAUACUAUGCCAGAACUUAUUCCACGUUCAUGUUAUCAAGAUUUCUAGUCGGAAUGUCUACGCCACUUUUUAGCGUAUUUAAUUUAAUUGGAACAGCGGAGUUCACCUCCCCCAAAUCACGAGCGAUUCUGCUGAGUGUGGUAUCCAUGGUUUCACCAACGUUUGGAAUCGUAAUAGGCCACUUACUAGGUGCUAUCAUAAAUUGGAGAACAUUAACUCUAGUUGGGUUAUCUCUAUCAAUUAUACAUCUCUGUCUUCCUUACUUUUGGAUAGAAAGCCCUCAAUGGUUGGCCUCUAAAGGUAAAUUUGAAGAUUGUGCAACGGCAUUUCGAAAAAUACACGGUAGUAAUCCAAGUUCUGAAGAGGAAUUGAGGUUACUAAUUAAAAUGGAGACAAAUAAACAGAAAGCAGAUGUCGAUAUGAAUUUGAAUACUAGUUUUAAGAAAUUCUUAUCAGCUUUUAAGAAAAGAUAUUUUUGGGAUUUAAUAGUUAUGGUUACUUUUCUGUAUGCUUAUCUUGGGGCGGCGGGGAGGGUUGCUUUCGGUACAUUAGCAACCGUUAUAUUGGAAGAUAUAACUGGGUCUCCCGACAUUGUACUAUACACAUUAGUGGUUGACGGAUUUAUAUUCAUAGGCACUUGUCUUUCUUGUGUACUAAUUAAGAAGACUUCAAUUCGUGUUUUGCUAUUCUCGUCAGGUUUAAUAGCGAACGUUGUUUUAAUUGUACUAAGUUUGUGUUUUUACUUUAAAAAUUCUGAAGUUUACUUCCAAUGGAUUAAUGUGGUUUUACUGGCUUUUUACUUUAUAAUUGUAAACGCAGGACCGCAACCUGUAAUAGAAAUAUUGUUUGGUGAAAUAUUUCCAAUAGAAUUAAGGAUGUAUUUCUGUAUAUUGACUUCCCCUUUACUCAUUGGAACUUUAUGUUUUAGUAUAGUAUUUUUACCCAAAUUUAUUUCUGUUAUGGGGUACCACGGCCUGUUUCUUAUGAAUACGGGGAUCAUGUUUGUAUGUCUUGGUUAUUUCUAUGUUAAAUUACCAGAAACCAAGGGGAAGACAUUACAAGAGAUAGAAUCGUACUUUAAGACUAAGAAUUUCGAUGUGGACGAGGUUUUGAGGACAAAUGAACAAAUAAAGGCGUUUAUCUAAACGUUUGUUUUAAUUUG